Penaeus monodon (black tiger shrimp) is the source of this 3491-nucleotide messenger RNA. Its product is annotated as activating transcription factor 7-interacting protein 1-like. Gene Ontology annotation, molecular function: transcription coregulator activity; protein binding. Gene Ontology annotation, biological process: regulation of DNA-templated transcription. Gene Ontology annotation, cellular component: transcription regulator complex; nucleus. NCBI's taxonomy places the organism in Eukaryota, Metazoa, Arthropoda, Malacostraca, Decapoda, Penaeidae. The coding region runs from base 334 to 2652 and encodes 772 amino acids. The transcript is spliced from 14 exons. The record is from RefSeq and is a predicted model, not a curated record.
GCCAGUCACCAGUGAGUGUUGGUAGUGUGGGGUGUAUUUGGGAAGGCAUUCCGAAAUUACUUAAUGACUGACUUGAAAGUAGCAACUGCAUGCUUCUGAAACUUCGACGAGGAACAUCUGAAACGUGUUCUUCGCCGGGAAACCUUCCGUGUGUUGUAGAAAAGGCAAAUCGCGGUAGAAAAUCUUGACAAUGCUCUCUUACCGUUUGUUUUGGAAUCUCGGCGCAUGCGCAGAAGUGGCCGGUCCCUGAAAACUGAAUGUAAUGACAACAAAAUUAGUUGGCCAGAGAGAAGAAAGGGACAGAUACAACAAUCAAAGUUGUUUAAAUAGAACAUGAAGGCAAUGGAUCAAGCUGCACCAAUGAUAACGGUACCUGCCGGUGUGCUGAAGGAAUUCAUGUCUCCUGCCAAUUCACGAACACCAACACCACCUGCAACAGCUUCUGUAACAACUUCAGCAGUAAGCAAGUCAUCCACACCAACACCAGCAGCUUCCUCAAAUUCUCGAACUCCAUCACCCGCACUCCCAUCCUCCAGUGAAACUGCUUCUGCAUCUUUACACAUGGAAAAGUCAUCGUCAGGUUCUCCAGCUGUAGUGUCUUUAACAAACGGGGAUAUAAAUAGUGAUUCAUCAACUCAGGAUGUUGAUAUACGGAUGGAAUAUGAUACCUCGGACACAUCAAUGACAGAAAGUAGUAGAGCAGUAGACGAAAAAACAAGUGUAGAAGGUGCAAAUGAAGGCAUUGUUAAUGGAACUGGUGUCAAAAGACCAAGUGAUGAGGAUAAUGGCCUAAAGAAGCCAGAUUUAAAGAAAAUCAGAGUAUUUGCACCAGCAGAAGAAGAUGGCUUUAAAAAGGGAGAUAUUAGUAUAGCAGUUCAAGAAUUCAACCAGCAUCUGGACAAAGCUUCCAAGAAACUAGAAGAGGCUGGAAAGACUGACUUGGAUAACAUAAAAUCGGAUUCUUUUAAUAGUGCAAACACCUUUUUUAAUGACGACAAAACAAAUCAUACUGUACAGCCUCCUGCAAAUAAUAAUGUUAGAAAUUAUGAUGUUGAAGUAAUAUCAUCACCUAGCAAAGACAUAGAGGUGCUGCCUGUAUUGCCAAAUGACAAAGAUAAGGAUACAUUACCGCCAGUCUCUGUGGAGAAAGCACCAGCACAAGACAAGGAAAGUAAACAUAUAAAGAAGAAACUACAAAGGCUUUCAAGAAAAGAUCUUGAGAAUAUGAUAAUGAGACUUUUCAGUGAGAAGAUCUUAUACCAGACUGAAUUAGGAAAACUGAAGCAACUUUGUGAAAGAUCUGAAUCGACCUUAGAAACAAACCGCAAGAAGACCGCGCAGUUUCACAAAGAGGUUGAGGAUCUUCGGAAAGUGACCAACCGGUUGUCAGCUGAACAUGCAGCAAGAAAAGGCCAAUAUGUCGCCCCAAUCAGAAUCAAAAGAUCAGUUGGAAUACAAGCAUCUCCUCACAUUAUUAAUAAGGGUAUUUUACAUGCUAAUGGAAGUGCGGGUGUGAUUAAGACUAUUGCCCCAAGAGCCUCUGCCCUGGUUGGAGUGGGUAAUGCAACAAGUCCAAUUAGACCAACCACUGUACAAAGCACUGAUCCUCGAAAACAAAGUAUCCCUCCUCCAAAUGUCACAUUUAAUACGCAGAUGAUUCCAACUUCCAGCAGUACUAAUAAUGUAGUCUCUGGUGGACCAGUUGGCCUUCUGGCAUCUUCUCAGGGUGUUAGUAACAUUGCUACAAAUUCUUCUCUCUCUACUGUAACAAACCCUGUUGCCAGCAUUGGCACAGUUCGCCCCAGUGCAGGUCAGAUGCUGAUGGUUGCACAGCCGGGCAUGAUGCAAACAAUUCCAAGGGCAAGUGGAGCAGGUGUUGUGAGUAAGACAACAUCAGCAGUAAUCCCUGUGGCGCAAAGAAGAGUUGUUCAUACCUCAUUAGUAGGAAACAGAGUGGCAGCACCACGUCCUGCUGGUCUUGGGCCAACCCCUGGAACACUCGUGAAAGUACCUGUAACUGGUACAACUCAACUUGUAGCAAUACCUCAAGCUGGUCAAGUUGUUCUCCUGCCACCUGUCUCAGGUGGUCAACCAGCUACAGCAUUGGUAGUCAGUAAUGUGUCCUCAGGAGUCCAGAGCUUGCACAGUAUGACCACUCCAGCAGUUGCCCAGUCACGCAUAGGACCAGCUGGAGGGAGCACAUCAAGUGGAUCAAGGGUUGUGGGUUCCGUUGUCCAUUCAUCCACCACAACCACCUCAUCUUCAUCUUCUCAGCAGCUACGACACCCAGCACCACUACCUAAAACACCAUUCCAACAAGUUGGUGGCAUAACAAAGAAAUUGCCACCUCAGCCAACCCUCAAAUUGUCACAUAAAGAUAAUAGUAUUGUCCUGUCAUGGACUAUGGGAAAGACAGAAGACCAUGAAACAAUAGCUAGUUACCAGUUAUAUGCAUAUCAGGAAGGAACAGCAGCUCCAAGUGCAUUGCUUUGGAAAAAAGUUGGAAGUGUUAAGGCUUUGGAACUACCAAUGGCUUGCACUCUAACACAGUUCAUGCCCGGCCAUGUUUAUCACUUUGCAGUAAGAGCAGUCGACAUAAAAAGUCGGCUAGGACCAUUUUCUGAACCUCGCAGUAUCAGGCUUGACAAAUGAGCUUGUAUGAGAGGAUCACAUCGCAUUACAUAUUAAUAUGUGUGAGCAUAUUCUUGCAACAAUUGCCAUACACUUGUGUGGUUAGGCAUCAUAUUCACAAGGUGUUUUACCAAAGAAUUCACUCUUUUGUUAUUACAUUCAUAAACUCAUUUCAUCUAAUUAAAUGUGGGUACCAGAUUUUUGGGAAAAAUAUAAAUGGUAGAUAAACAAACCUGGAAGUAAAAAACAAAACAAAAAAAAAAAACAAAAACAAAGAUCUCAUGAAUUUGUUGCUCUCACUUGGGUCAAAUGGACUUUCUCAUUAAGAAGCAAAUGGAUUUAUGAAAUAAUAUGUAAAAGCUAUAUUCAGUCAUAUAAAUUUGUUUAUUUGUAAACAAGUUCAGUUUUGUGAAAGGUAAGAAGAAAAGAAACAUUCUGUGGUUAAUUAUGUUUAUUCAGAGACCAUACUCAUACACAUUAUUUUAUUAAAGAAAUGACACUGUGUCAGCUCUAAAUGAUUUUGUAGGUAGAUCAUAUCAGAGCAGAUGAUAUUUCCUUAAACUUGUCAUCACAUUUUUUAAAACAGUAACAUAACAUAGUACGGUGUUAGAGACUUCAAGUCUAAUUGUAGCAUAUACAAAUUAUUAAAAUGCAAGUUUUUUUUAUAGAAAUAAAAAUGAUAAUAACCUUUUAAGCAACUGUACAAAACACUUGUAAGUAUAACAACAAUGUCAGAUCACAGAGUCUAAAGUUAGACUGCACCAUUUUGCCAUUUCAAUUUCUUUUAAAUUUGUAAACAAAAAAAAGAACUGUAUGUGUUGAUGCUUAUAUUUAAUAAAGUUGCGAUAGUUGUGUUGUGA